Messenger RNA from Perognathus longimembris pacificus (Pacific pocket mouse), 4577 nucleotides. RefSeq names its product protein phosphatase targeting COQ7 (gene Pptc7). The record is from RefSeq and is a predicted model, not a curated record. The coding region runs from base 288 to 1229 and encodes 313 amino acids. The transcript has 6 exons. Lineage: Eukaryota; Metazoa; Chordata; Mammalia; Rodentia; Heteromyidae.
AGUGGAGCGGAAGAUGGCGGCAGCAGCGGCAGCUGCAGCCGGGACCCCACUCGGGCUGAGGCGGAGAAGCCGCCGGCUCUGACCUCGCUCUGGCUCCGGUGCGCGCGGUGGAGCGUGUGCGAGGCCCCGCGCGUCGGGCAGGGGCGGCGGCGGCUACUGCGCGCCGCCCUGAGGAGCGUCCCGGCGGCGGCGGCGCGGCGGCAGCGGCUGAGGAGAGAGCCGGCUCCGGGCCUCCGCGUCCUCCCGCUGCCCGGGGCCCCCGCCUCCUCGGGGGGGCGGCGGCGGCGAUGUUCUCGGUCCUCUCGUACGGCCGACUGGUGGCCCGCGCCGUGCUCGGCGGCCUCUCGCAGACCGAUCCCCGGGCCGGCGGUGGCGGCGGUGGCGGUGGCGGCGGCGGCGGUGGCGGCGGCGACUACGGGCUGGUGACGGCGGGCUGCGGCUUCGGCAAGGACUUCCGUAAGGGCCUCCUGAAGAAGGGCGCGUGCUACGGGGACGACGCGUGCUUUGUGGCCCGGCACCGCUCGGCCGACGUGCUCGGGGUUGCAGAUGGCGUAGGUGGAUGGAGAGACUAUGGAGUGGACCCAUCUCAGUUCUCAGGGACUUUAAUGCGAACGUGUGAGCGUUUGGUGAAGGAAGGACGGUUUGUGCCGAGUAAUCCCAUUGGAAUUCUCACCACAAGCUACUGUGAGUUGCUGCAAAAUAAAGUACCUUUGCUUGGUAGCAGCACCGCAUGCAUUGUGGUGCUGGACAGAAGUAGCCACCGCUUACACACAGCCAACCUGGGGGAUUCCGGCUUCCUAGUGGUCAGGGGUGGUGAAGUUGUGCACCGGUCUGAUGAGCAACAGCAUUACUUCAACACUCCAUUCCAGCUCUCAAUCGCUCCCCCAGAGGCAGAGGGAGUCGUCCUGAGUGACAGCCCGGACGCUGCUGAUAGCACGUCAUUCGAUGUCCAGUUAGGAGACAUUAUCCUGACGGCAACAGAUGGACUGUUUGACAACAUGCCUGACUAUAUGAUCCUCCAGGAGCUAAAGAAGUUAAAGAAUUCGAAUUAUGAGAGUAUACAGCAGACUGCAAGGAGCAUCGCUGAGCAAGCGCACGAGCUAGCCUAUGACCCAAAUUACAUGUCACCUUUUGCACAGUUUGCGUGUGACAACGGGUUGAAUGUGAGAGGUGGAAAACCGGAUGACAUCACUGUCCUCCUGUCCAUCGUGGCCGAGUACACAGACUGAUUGGCCGAGCUGUGACUCCUGUCCUUCCUGUCACCGCCCACUUUCCCCAGCUGUGUGGUGUGCACGGAUACUGCUGGUGGGAGGCCGCAGUGGCCGUGCUGUGACGCAAGCAUGAUGCAAGCCCAAGGUCUUUGUUGAGAACCACUACUGUCGUUCACUUGUUGUGCCGCCGGCAGCAGCUGCGGGGAGCAGACAGGAAAUGGGUCCUCCGCCUCUUGUGGAGGGGUUCCGAACCUCUGACUUUUCAAAAGCAGUUAAAUGAGUAAUAUUGGCAAAGUGAGUUCAAAAUUACAGUGUGUUAGAGGAAUUUCAAGUCUUACACCAUUUGUAUGUACUGAUACGUCUACUAGAAGCAUACACUGUAUGUCACCCAUGUGCCCGCAGGCCUCGCAUCUGUCCUGGGGGUUGGGUGUAGCUUGGUGUUUUCACCUGGAGUUUGUAACCCUGCUCUGAAAUUGCUCUGGGUUGCUACAUCUCAGCCCCUGGAGCUUUUUUUGUUACAAAUUGGAAGAAAAUUUAAAUUUUAGUUCUGUAGUUGCAAAUACUGUGUGCUUUAAAAAAGAUGCUUAGUGUUCCUGUGGUUUUAAGUUUUGGCAUUUUUUUUGGUUAGUCCAAAUCACAGGCUGGUGGUGCCCCAGGGGAGACUCCCUACCAGAAUUUUUAAAUGGAAGUAGUACUCAAAGUACUCCCAAAAACCUAGAAGUUUAAUGUUAUGGUUGAAGUUCACUCUUCCUCCCACACCCACACCCUGGUCUGUGAGGGCACCUGGGCCUGAGACAACGCCGGAGCUUGAGCUGCCCUGGCUGUGGAGGGUGCUCAGCCCCGGAGCCCACCCGAGAGCCCCUGCUGAAAACCUGACCCGUGCUGUGCCCCGGGUGGAGGGGAGGGUUUCUGAAUCAAGCUUAAUGUUUACAGUUUCCGAAGAGCCAUUUUGCCCCAUUUUGCCGUGUAUAGUCCCCUCCAAACUACAGCUCAAUUCCCUUACCUGCAGGCACAAACUUAUUUUUAAAAGGUUGUGUACAAGUUGACUGUUGUAAAGACAUAUAUUUUUUGCGUCUUCUUUUUUUCCCCCUUCAUUAACUUGGUGGUAGAAAAAUAUAUAUACUUAGAAAUCUUAAAUUAAAGCCAUGUUUUAUAUAUGUCAGGUAAGGCUGGUGUACAGAGGCAAACGCAGCGAGGCCUGCCAAGAGUGUGGAGGAAGCCGCUGGCUCCGGGUUAUUGCAUUAGAGCUUAGCUUUGAGGUUACCUCAAUGUGUUUUAAAAGAUUUUGUUUGUGAAUUUGUACUGUAUAUUUGAGUAACUGUCAAGCUUUUGUUUUAUUUAAAUUGUUGAACAUGUACCAUGUACAUGUCAUUACUAUAUUUCGAUGCAUCAUGCUUGUAACAGGCAUUUCAUUAUAAAUAAGAAUGAGUUAUUCAUUUGUAAGCCGUUCAGUAAUUUAUCUACUAUUCCUAAAUUGGCAUAAUGUUAGCGUUCUAUUUUGAAUCACCUUUACAUGUCAGAAUGCCUUAACUGCCCUAACUUGACAGAACAGAGUCUUUGGCGGGAGGCGGGGCGGUGGGGACUGCGCCCAGUGGACAGGCCUCCGUGGCAAGUGCUGGGGUAUUUAUUUUGCACAAACCAUUUGCAGUCUCUAUAUUUCAAAGGAAAAGAAAGUUGUAUUCAGGCGGGGUUUGUGAAAAGGAAUAGCUUCACACUAGGACUGGUGACUUCACCUCUUUUGUUUGGGUUUGUAAUUAUUUUUGCUCAGAUAUAUGUAGCCUUACAAUCUGGAUAUGUUUUGCAUUAGUUUUCCAGUGCUGACAUUUAGUUUCUGGUAAGAUAGCUGGUCAAGUUACUGGCUUUUCUCUGUUCUCAUUUAGCCCAUCAAACAAUCUUUGUAAAGCUAGAUUAGUGGUGUUUCCCAAAACUUAUUUAAUCAACUUAUUUUCUGAGCAAUGAUUGUUAGAAAUCGAAAGUGUGGUUCCAGUGACACUGAAAACAGGGGCAAAGGACUGAGUUUCCCGGUGGACUUGACUUUGGACCUGGCCUGUGGUUAGUGCAGGAGAAUUUUCUCCCUAGCCCUGUCCUUCUCGUUCAUCACUUACCUUGACUGCCCAGCCCGGCGGUGGAGUGCGUGUCCUCCCGGCCCAGGCUCUGGCCAGCCCUGGCGGCUCCAAGCCCCGACCCAGGCUGCACGGUUCCUGCGGCCCGCAGGCCUCUUGGCCCAGCUCAUUCUGCACCCGUGUGUGUUCACUGUGUUUUAAGGCAAGCCGUGCAAACACACAUUUGCCUCAUGUACUGGACUUUUAUAACAAAAGAGAAAAUUUGGAUUUCUAAUUCACAAAUGGCAAAUUAUACAUCCCUCUUUGGACGCACCAAAGACCCGUAAAGUUUAUAGCUUUCCAUCUAUAUUUAUAAAGCAAUACUGUAUUAUACAAAUCAAUAUUUUUAUCACAUGCUUGAAAUUUUUAUUUUGUUCUGUUUUUAAAUGUGCACUCUAAACAUAUCAGAAACGUAUUUCUUCCUGUGAACUUAAGCUGCCUGCGCACAAAAAAAAAAAAAAAAAAAAAAAAGAAUUACCAAAUGGAGAGGAGGCGGGGAGAGUGGACAGGCUCUUAUUAAAACACUGAAAGGAGAAAGGAAGGGUGAGCAAGUAGUUUGUCCUGAGUCUCUGAACUCAUGCCAGUGGUGUGAGACUGGUGGUAAUGAACAAGCAUCCAUUCCAGGUUUGUGUCUGGGGCUGGGCUGUCUAGAGUAGAAACUUGGUUCCGACCUCUCCUGCCAGCUACCCUUCCUCAGGUAGCAUAGUCUGCAGAGGCACCACCUGCAGCAUCGGCCUGCCAGCCUGUGAUGGCAGUCCCAAGGCAGGACGGUGGGCGGUCGCCAGAGAACCCAGCACGGCUCCCGCGGCCUGGUCACCCCAGGCCAGCUGUCGCUGCUGGAGCUGCUGCCUUCAGUUUCUCUGGAAACCGAGUCACAUUUUUGCACUUAACAAAUUUUACAAUACCACAGAAAACCUGCUUAGGAAACAAAAUAUGAAGCAGAAAACAUUUGGAUUCUAUUGGUUUUUUUUUUUUUAAUUCAGUUGGUUGCAAAAUUGAACUUCUCAACUAAAACCAGUGUCCAUGUGAAAAUGUAACUUUGCAGGUAGUGCGUGGCAAGAUGCCUAGGUAAAAAGUGAGCAAAGCCCAGUCUGUAUGUACUAACAAGCUGCUUUUUUCUAUUGAGACUAUCAUUAUUUGUCUUACCCAAGAGGCAGUUACCUGAAUUGGAUGUCUGAAAUAUAACUUAUGCAGGAAUAGUUCUGUAAAUACACUUAAAUAAACUGUAAAGAUAUUUAAUAAAUAUAGUAUUUAUACUAAUCUA